Diaporthe citri is the source of this 555-nucleotide messenger RNA. RefSeq lists its product as uncharacterized. Bases 1 to 555 code for a protein of 184 amino acids. The record is from RefSeq and is a predicted model, not a curated record. The transcript is spliced from 2 exons. Lineage: Eukaryota; Fungi; Ascomycota; Sordariomycetes; Diaporthales; Diaporthaceae.
AUGGAGGAGGUGGACCUCGAGGAAGCCGUACGCAUCGAAAUAUGGGGGAAUCCGCAAGACGACAUGCAGAGGAUCCUCUUGGAGCGCGAUCGCACCCCCGAGGCAGUCUUAAAGCUGCUGGGACGGCGGCGAAAGACAUUCCUCCACGAACAGGACGCUAUUUUCCUCAAGGUCGUCGACCCUGCCACCAAGGGGAUCAUGGCCCGGGCAACGUGGCAUUACUGCCCUGCCCUGAGCGAGGAGGAGGUUGCGAAUGGGCCUGCCGCCUUCGAGUGGCCUCUACCACAGCGGUACAGCCCUCUGCAAAAGUACCGUUACGAGGUGAUGCAAGGGCGGCCGCACUACCCUAGCCUGCUGCUGCGAUGGGGUAUAGAUAAAGCCGAUGAACGUGGUGUUGAGAUAUAUCUUGAGUCUAGCCUGGCAGGGAGGCCGCUGUACGAGAAGUUUGGGCUGCGCACUCUCAAGGUCUUUGACUUUGACAUGGCUCAGCUGGGCUACGAAGGCAUAGAUACACAUACAUGCAUGCUGAAGCCCGUAAAAGAACAAGACAGGUAG